Molecule: messenger RNA, 5705 nt
Organism: Electrophorus electricus (electric eel)
Lineage: Eukaryota; Metazoa; Chordata; Actinopteri; Gymnotiformes; Gymnotidae
Gene: tll1
Product: tolloid-like 1
Biological process (GO): proteolysis
Molecular function (GO): calcium ion binding; zinc ion binding; metalloendopeptidase activity
Source: RefSeq, a predicted model, not a curated record
GAGAGAGAGAGAGAGAGAGAGAGAAAGAGGGCAGUUUUCAGGAUGAGAUUGCGCUUUGAAGCCGUAUAGACCCUGAGGGUAUUCUCUGAGCUGAUCAGUUCCUCGAAAUCAGUGCGUGUCAGAGGUUCACCGCCUUCUGUCUUUUACGGUAGCACCCCGAUUGUGACUGCCACCGCUCGGGCCUCUGCUCACCGGAUGUUUCAAGCAACUGUCUGGGUGCCCCCGCACAGGAAGAAAGGGAAACAAUUGUGCUCAAUUGAGCUGGAACGAUUCAGGAGCUUAUCAAUGCGGAGGCGUCCAUUUGAGAUGCAGCGACAGUGAGCGACGCGACGACCUGCCCAGUCUGUCAAACCGGACCAAUGAACUCCACACGGUGCGUCUGCUGCCUCGCGACGAGCCGCUAAAUUCCAGACCGCGAGACUUUAACAAGGCAGUACGCACAGUACACGCGAGAGGCGGCCGUUCAUUCAAUAUCAGAUGGACAGCGUCCAUUCAACACUUACUGCUAAAAUGCACUGGAUGACGCUCCUACUGGCUGGGUUUACUUUUUGGGGCAAAGUCUCCGUGUACAAUUGCUUAGAUUACGAAGAGAGUUAUGACUAUUAUGAAGAGGAAAAAAUGGAGACAAUAGACUACGAGGAUCCCUGCAAAGCCGCAGUGUUUUGGGGAGAUAUCGCCUUGGACGAGGAAGAUCUGAAAAUGUUUAAGGUGGACAGGACGAUAGACCUGGCGCAGCGCACACACACGAGGCAGGGACACACAUCAGGUGGAGCGGGAGAGCACAGCACAAAAAAGAGAGGGUCGUUACACCUCCUCCUCAACAGAAUACGACGCCUGGGGCUCGAUCCGUGGUCUAAGAACACGAGUAAGGAGGAGGGGUCCCCGGCUGGCCCUCGCACUGGAGCUAGCCGGGGCAGCAGAGGCAGCGGAGGCGGUCGGAGACUGGAGGCAGGGAGUAAAUAUCGAGUGCCACGAGCCGCCACCUCCAGAGCGGAACGCAUCUGGCCCGGAGGAGUCAUCCCCUACGUCAUUGGAGGCAACUUCACUGGCAGUCAGAGGGCAAUGUUCAAACAGGCCAUGAGACACUGGGAGAAGCAGACGUGUGUAAGCUUCAUCGAGAAAACUGACGAGGAGAGUUACAUUGUCUUCACCUACCGACCCUGCGGAUGCUGUUCCUAUGUGGGACGCCGUGGUAACGGGCCUCAGGCCAUCUCUAUUGGGAAAAACUGUGACAAAUUCGGCAUUGUGGUUCACGAGCUGGGACACGUGAUUGGAUUCUGGCACGAGCACACGCGACCUGACCGCGACAAUCACGUGGCCAUCAUCCGAGACAACAUCCAACCAGGUCAGGAAUAUAACUUCCUCAAGAUGGAGCCAGGUGAGGUGAACUCUCUUGGCGAGCUGUACGACUUUGACAGCAUUAUGCAUUAUGCCAGAAAUACCUUCUCCAGGGGAAUGUUUCUGGACACUAUCCUGCCCUCUCGCGAUGAAAAUGGUGUCCGGCCUGCUAUUGGCCAGAGAACCAGACUCAGCAAAGGAGACAUUUCACAAGCCAGAAAACUAUACAGAUGUUCAGCUUGUGGAGAGACAUUGCAAGACUCGACGGGCAACUUCUCCUCCCCUGGUUACCCAAACGGCUACCCCUCAUACACACACUGCGUCUGGCGGAUCUCCGUCACGCCUGGGGAGAAGGUAGUGCUCAACUUCACCACCAUGGACCUGUAUAAGAGCAGUCUCUGCUGGUAUGACUAUAUCGAGGUGCGAGACGGAUAUUGGAGAAAAGCCCCACUGCUAGGCCGCUUCUGCGGCGACAGACUUCCAGAAUCGCUGCUCUCCACUGACAGUCGCAUGUGGAUCGAGUUUCGCAGCAGCAGUAACUGGGUGGGGAAGGGCUUCUCUGCUGUCUAUGAAGCGGUUUGCGGUGGUGAGAUCAGCAAGGACGCAGGGCAGAUCCAGUCCCCGAACUACCCGGAUGACUACAGGCCUUCUAAGGAGUGCGUGUGGAGGAUCACCGUGGCAGAGGGCUACAGUGUGGGUCUCAGCUUUCAGGCCUUCGAGAUCGAGAGGCAUGAUAGCUGUGCGUAUGACUAUCUAGAGGUGCGGGACAGCCUGUCCGAGAACAGCCCUCUGAUUGGCCGAUUCUGUGGCUAUGACAAACCUGAGGAUAUACGCUCUACAUCCAACACACUGUGGAUGAAAUUUGUCUCGGAUGGAACUGUCAACAAAGCUGGCUUUGCUGCAAACUUCUUUAAAGAGGAGGAUGAGUGUUUGAAGCCAGAUAAUGGAGGGUGUGAGCAGAGAUGUGUGAACACGUUGGGGAGCUUCAAGUGUGCAUGUGACCCUGGUUAUGAACUGGCCCCGGACAAAAAAAGCUGUGAAGCUGCAUGUGGGGGUCUGUUGUCCAAGCUAAAUGGAACCAUCACGACCCCAGGCUGGCCUAAAGAGUACCCCCCCAAUAAGAACUGUGUGUGGCAAGUAGUGGCCCCCACACAGUACCGCAUAUCCAUGCAGUUUGAGGCCUUCGAACUGGAGGGGAAUGAGGUGUGUAAGUAUGACUUUGUGGAGGUGCGCAGCGGCCUGUCGCCGGACGCAAAGCUCCACGGGAGGUACUGUGGUACGGAUGCGCCAGAGCUCAUCACCUCCCAGCACAACAACAUGCGCAUCGAGUUCAAGUCGGACAACACCGUCUCCAAAAAAGGCUUCAAAGCUCACUUCUUUUCCGACAAGGACGAGUGCUCUAAGGACAAUGGCGGAUGCCAGCAUGAGUGUGUCAACACUGUCGGCAGCUACAUGUGCCAGUGCCGAAAUGGUUUCAUCCUGCAUGAGAACAAACAUGACUGCAAGGAAGCGGAGUGUGAGCACAAGAUCCACAGCCCCGCUGGCACCAUCAGCAGCCCCAACUGGCCCGACAAGUACCCGAGCAGGAAGGAGUGCACGUGGGACUUCAGCGCCACCCCCGGACACCGCGUCAAACUCGUGUUCAGUGAGUUUGAGAUCGAGCAGCACCAGGAGUGUGCGUACGACCACCUGGAGGCGUUUGACGGCACUUCAGACCGGGCGCCCAUCCUGACCCGCCUGUGUGGCAGCCGUGUGCCCGAGCCGCUCAUCUCCACAGGCGAUAGCAUGCACCUGCGCUUCAUCUCUGACGCCUCCGUGCAGCGCAAAGGCUUCCAGGCUACGCACUCCACAGAGUGUGGAGGCAGGCUGAAGGCAGAGGCCAAGCAGAAGAACCUGUACUCUCACGCCCAGUUUGGUGACAACAACUACCCUGGCCACACCGACUGUGAGUGGCUGAUUGUGGCGGAGGUGGGCUACAGCAUCGAGCUCACCUUCACCACCUUCGAGGUGGAGGAGGAGGCCGACUGUGGCUAUGACUACAUCGAGCUGUACAAUGGCCGUGACACCCAGGCGCCCAGGCUCGGCCGCUUCUGUGGCUCGGGGCCCCGUGAGGAGAUGUACUCAGCAGGAGACACUGUCCUGAUCCGCUUCCACAGCGACGACACCAUUAGUAAGAAAGGCUUCCAUAUCCGCUACACCAGCAGCAAAUUCCAGGAGGCACUACACGCGCGCAAGUAGCGCUCCUGUGGCGCUCCGCAUCGGAGCAGCCUACUGACGGAACGCUGGAGCCACGCCCGCGCAAGAAGCCGACCUCCUGCAACACUAGAAACUGUGCCCCCAAAUCGGACUUGUCUCCUUCCACCCACAUGUGGCUGGCCAUGAUGAGAGCACAACCCACCAGACUCCAACAUCCAAUCACAUGGCCCUAAACUCUGUUCAUCUGGCCACGCAGAGAUGCUUGACUGGGCUGCGUCCCAGGCCGUAUCCCAUAUCACCUGCCUCCAUAGCAACGCUAAAUACCGCUUAACAUCCCAUUAAGGAGAGGGGUGACACCCCUAUAUGAUACUGCGGCCCUACAUGGAGAAAAGCAGGGGUGUCCUCAAAUGGGUGGGACAUUUACAAGCCUGGGAAAACUCGCGGGCAAAAAUCUGUGGGCACGCAUUUUUGCGUCAUGACAUGGCAAGUUCACGACAACAUUGGAAGUCUAGUUCUGAGAAAAUAGCUGCUUUUGCCGCACCAUACCUCAACUAAAAUGUGCGUGCAUGUGUGUGUGUUAUAUAUGUGCGUGUACUGCAUGCGUACUGGUGUGCACAUUUUCAUUUAGGUAUGUGUCUGUGUGUUUGUGUGUGUGUGUCUGUGGGGUUUUCCUAUAAAACAUGAAAUCAAAAAAACAUUUAACGUUGCUGAUGUGUCUGUUUACACGUGUAUUCCACCCUCUGAUGAUGGAAUAUGAGGACACUGAUAUCCACAAAAUCCUGAAUGUUGUCAAUAUUUCAUCAGAAUCCAAUAUACUUUUCAUUGGUGAAUUCAUGUCUGAGUUUAUUACAGUCUACUUUUCUUUCGCUUUCGAUGGGAAGAUGUUAUCUAACCGCAAAUGUGGUUGUCUUUGUGUUUUGACGCAAGCAUGAAGCUGAGUUUGAGAUUUCUGAUAUUAGCAUAAGGAGGGACAGAACAGAGAUGGACAAACAACUUAACAUAUUCUACUUAACAAGAACCACAAUUAAUGUGUAAUCAAAGGAUCACAUUCAGAAGGAAAUUUGUCUUUUCUUUUUUGUUGUUUUUGUGGAUAAGUUAAAAGUUUUUGUCUCACCUGACUUAGCAGCUGCUUUAAAACAAGACAAAAAACUAGAAACAGGCAGUAAAGCUGUGCAUAAAGUAUAUGUAACAGCUAUGACAGCCCGUUACUACAGCCCCCAUAAUUCUGUGCGCUUACUAUGCACUUAACCCAAAAGAAGAGAAUGUGUAUCUGCCCGUGUGCUUAUCCAUUCAUGCUCUCCAACCAAGGGGCAUCAUUCAGAAGACUUUGUUCCAUGUUUUACAGAAGACACAAGCUGAACCGCAUCAGCGAACUGCAACUGAGCAUUACCAAAAAAAAAAAAAAGGCCAGUUGGGCUGAAGCCUACUCACAGGGAAGUGGGCUGACUCUAUGGGGAGGUAGUCUGCCCGGCAAGGCAGUCGCUGCAGAAGGGAAACCUUAACGGUGCUACUCAGAACUACAGAUCCCACGAGGAAGUGCUGUUCGGCAACGUGUGGAUACAGCUGCCUGAAGGCACUGCAGGCACAAUCAUGAAACUGACAGCACCACCCAUGUGAGAGAAUGCAGGAACAACCAUUGCCUUACAACCAAAACGUAUAUUCUUGCACAUGAGGAAGCUUAUGUAGAUAAUGUCUGUUGUCUUUGUUUUGAUUUUUUCCUGAAAUUAUUAAUGUAUUUUAUUUUAUAUUGAGUCUCAUGAAUUUUAAAAUUCACUGUAAAAAACAAACAAAAAAACCCCCACUGAUCUGACGUUGUCAAUUUUUCUCCAAGUGUACAUACACUUCAGUGAUAUUAUGUGAUUUCAUAUUCGACAUUUUGAUUAUUUACAGUUAGCAGCAGAACGCUGUGGGUCUGAUGUUUGAUCCUGAGCAGUAGUGUGAAUGUGUAAAUUGUGUGUGUGUUUGUGUGUAUGUGCGUGCGCGUGCACACGCAUGUGGAUAUGUGUGGACUUAUUGUUCUGUGAUUGAUUGUUUCUGGUGUGAAUAUCUCUUUAUGUGCCAAAUUUGUGUCUCUCCCUAUUCAAGUUCAUGAAUAUUUUCUCCACUGUCUAUAACUUCCUGAUAAAAAAUACUUUUCACUAUAAUGGUGAUUAAAAUAAUGUCAGGUCAAA